GUCUUGAGUAGACAAGAGAUAUGUAGACAAUGAUCGGUGAAGCUGCGUUCCCCCUGUUCUGACUCUCUCCCCUUACAGCCAAAUCUGGUGAGCAAAAGGUGAUCGGGAGGCUCUCGUCGGUUCAUCCAAGGUCAAUCUGCAGUUUCAGACACGGUGACAUCUGAUUCCGACCAUUCAUAAUUCUGUUUCAGUUUCCCCUCUCCUCCUGAGCAUUCUCACACUCUGCUGAAUCAACUCCCGACUCGACGUGCCAAUUCCGCGCACCGCUUUGUCCACGACCCACCUUUCCCCAUCCUCCCUCUCCCUCACGCAUCCAGAACCCGCCGUGUUUUUUUUACCGACCUCCACCCAUUUCCAUCCCCAUACGUACCUCCAAUCCUCGAAUCAUCCACCCCCCAACCCAACCAACCCACAUCCUUUACGUCUACCAGCCCGAUAUACCCUCAAAAUGGCGGAAGAGAAAUCCUUCACCUACAGCGACGUCGCCGAACACGCCGCCAAGAAAGACCUGCACGUCGUUAUCCACGACCUGGUCUAUAACAUUACCAGCUUCGUCGAUGAGCAUCCCGGCGGCGAAGAAGUCCUCCUCGAUGUCGGUGGCAUGGACGCCACCGAAGCCUUCGAAGACGUCGGCCACUCCGACGAAGCGCGGGAGAUCCUCGAUGGCCUGCUGGUCGGGAAGUUAAAACGCCAGCCCGGCGACCCCAAACCCAAAGUCGCCAACCCCGCCGGCGUCUCCACCCCUGGCGCCGCCGCGCAAUCCGCCUCGAGCGGAACGAGCAUGAUCUUCUUCCUGCUGUUCUCCGGCCUAGUGGCCAUGGGCGUGUAUUUCUAUUUGGGUCUGGAGAAUCAGGGGUAGUAGCGGAGGUGCGAUUUGGAAGGAAAGGGGAGAGUGAGGGUUGAUUGUGAGGUUUGGGGGGUGGGUGGAUUGCAUAGUUAUAUUUGACGGGAGAGAUUUUGGCGCAGGUGGAAGGUGGUUAUAGGUAUCUAUGGAUCACGCGGCUGGCAGCUGGCUCUUCUAAUCCCAAUGGUCAAGCGUGGAUUAAUUACUUGGAACGCGUGUCAAAUUAUCCGGUACAUUUCGAUGCGUCCCUUGCUCGCUAUGAUUCCACAUCGACAGAAACCCAACCGCGUUCAUCGAACCGAUUCGUUUCAUUCUCCAAGCACUAACGCGCCAAUCCUCCCCUCCCUUCAUAGACGCUCGCCUCAUUCCACCACACCAAAUCCAACCCCCAUCUACCGAUAAAACCCUUCUGCAUCCCCACCAGCCGUUCCCGCCUGAGGAGUAGCUUGCUGCGGCCGAUAUGCCU
Molecule: messenger RNA, 1310 nt
Organism: Eremomyces bilateralis CBS 781.70
Lineage: Eukaryota; Fungi; Ascomycota; Dothideomycetes; Eremomycetales; Eremomycetaceae
Product: cytochrome b5
Exons: 3
Coding region: 449-859 (136 amino acids)
Biological process (GO): sterol biosynthetic process
Cellular component (GO): endoplasmic reticulum membrane; intracellular membrane-bounded organelle
Molecular function (GO): heme binding
Source: RefSeq, a predicted model, not a curated record